Messenger RNA from Vicugna pacos (alpaca), 7230 nucleotides. It is a transcript of the gene HDAC9, whose product is annotated as histone deacetylase 9. Gene Ontology annotation, biological process: negative regulation of transcription by RNA polymerase II. Gene Ontology annotation, molecular function: histone deacetylase activity. NCBI's taxonomy places the organism in Eukaryota, Metazoa, Chordata, Mammalia, Artiodactyla, Camelidae. The record is from RefSeq and is a predicted model, not a curated record.
GAAAGAGUUAAUUGCUUUUAAGGCCCUGCAAUAGAGAAUUAUGGUUUGAAAGAUAGAGGCUGGACAGCUGGGUUUGCUGGGGUAUUUUUAAAUGCAUUAAUGCAGGCUCCAAUCACUCGGCCAUGCUUGACCUAUUUUUGGCUCAGGCCGACCAUUGUUCUAUUUCUGUGCCUGUGGGCCAUGCUGUUGUUGAUUCAUAUGCAAAUGGAUUAUCACUAGCUUUAGCCAACUUGAGCUGAGAGAGACCAGAGAGGGGGAAGAGACACACACAGAUAGGAGAAGGGCACCGGCUGAAGCCACUUGCAGGACUGACGGUUCUUGCAACGAAACUCUAGCAGCCUGAGGAACUAUAAGCCAGAUGGGGUGGCGGGACGCGAGCAGCUCUUGGCUCAGCAGAGAAUGCACAGUAUGAUCAGCUCAGUGGAUGUGAAGUCAGAGGUUCCCGUGGGCCUGGAGCCCAUCUCACCUUUAGACCUAAGGACAGACCUCAGGAUGAUGAUGCCAGUGGUGGACCCUGUUGUCCGUGAGAAGCAGCUGCAGCAGGAGUUACUCCUUAUCCAGCAACAGCAGCAAAUCCAGAAGCAGCUCCUGAUCGCAGAGUUUCAGAAACAGCAUGAGAACUUGACACGACAGCACCAGGCUCAGCUGCAGGAGCACAUCAAGGAACUUCUAGCCAUAAAACAGCAGCAAGAACUCCUAGAAAAGGAGCAGAAACUGGAGCAACAGAGGCAAGAACAGGAAGUAGAGAGGCAUCGCAGAGAACAGCAGCUUCCUCCUCUCAGAGGCAAAGAUAGAGGACGAGAAAGGGCAGUGGCAAGUACAGAAGUAAAGCAGAAGCUUCAAGAAUUCCUGUUGAGUAAAUCAGCAACAAAGGACACUCCAACUAAUGGAAAAAAUCAUUCCGUGAGCCGCCAUCCCAAGCUCUGGUACACGGCUGCCCACCACACGUCAUUGGAUCAAAGCUCUCCACCCCUGAGUGGAACGUCUCCAUCUUACAAAUACACAUUACCAGGAGCACAAGAUGCAAAAGAUGAUUUCCCCCUUCGAAAAACUGCCUCUGAGCCCAACUUGAAGGUGCGGUCCAGGUUAAAACAGAAAGUGGCAGAGAGGAGAAGCAGCCCCUUACUCAGGCGGAAGGAUGGAAAUGUUGUCACUUCAUUCAAGAAGCGAAUGUUUGAGGUGACAGAAUCCUCAGUCAGUAGCAGUUCGCCUGGGUCUGGUCCCAGUUCACCAAACAACGGGCCAACUGGAAAUGUUACUGAAAAUGAGACUCCCGUUUUGCCACCUACUCCUCAUGCUGAGAAAAUGGUUUCCCAACAACGCAUUCUAAUUCACGAAGAUUCCAUGAACCUGCUAAGUCUUUAUACCUCUCCCUCUUUGCCCAACAUUACCUUGGGACUUCCAGCAGUGCCAGCCCAGCUCAAUCCUUCAAAUUCACUCAAAGAAAAACAGAAGUGUGAGACGCAGACACUCAGGCCAGGCGUCCCUCUGCCCGGGCAGUACGGGGGCAGCAUCGCGUCAUCUUCCAGCCAUCCUCAUGUCACUUUGGAGGGAAAGCCCAACAGCAGCCACCAAGCUCUCCUGCAGCAUUUAUUACUGAAGGAACAAAUGCGACAGCAGAAGCUCCUUGUGGCUGGUGGAGUUCCCUUACAUCCUCAGUCUCCGUUGGCAACAAAAGAGAGAAUUUCACCUGGCAUUAGAGGUACCCACAAAUUACCCCGUCACAGACCCCUGAAUCGAACCCAGUCUGCACCUUUGCCUCAGAGCACGUUGGCGCAGCUGGUCAUUCAGCAGCAACACCAGCAAUUCCUGGAGAAGCAGAAGCAAUACCAGCAGCAGAUCCAUAUGAACAAACUGCUUUCGAAAUCUAUUGAACAACUGAAGCAACCAGGCAGUCAUCUCGAGGAAGCGGAGGAAGAGCUUCAGGGGGACCAGGCGAUGCAGGAAGACAGAGCGCCCUCUAGUGGCAACAGCACUAGGAGUGACAGCAGUGCUUGUGUGGAUGACACACUGGGACAAGCUGGGGCUGUGAAGGUCAAGGAAGAACCGGUGGACAGUGAUGAAGAUGCUCAGAUCCAGGAAAUGGAAUCUGGGGAGCAGGCUGCUUUUAUGCAACAGCCCUUCCUGGAGCCCCAGCACACACGUGCACUCUCGGUGCGCCAAGCUCAGCUGGCUGCGAUUGGCAUGGACGGAUUAGAGAAACAUCGCCUUGUCUCCAGGGCUCAUUCCUCUCCCACUGCCUCCAUUGUACCUCACCCAGCAAUGGACCGCCCCCUCCUGCCUGGCUCUGCAACUGGAAUUGCCUACGAUCCUCUGAUGCUUAAACACCAGUGCAUUUGUGGCAAUUCCACCACCCACCCUGAGCAUGCUGGACGAAUACAGAGCAUCUGGUCACGGCUGCAAGAAACUGGGCUGCUGAAUAAAUGUGAGCGAAUUCAAGGUCGAAAAGCCAGCCUGGAGGAAAUACAGCUUGUUCAUUCUGAACAUCACUCACUAUUAUAUGGCACCAACCCCCUGGACGGACAGAAGCUGGACCCCAGGACACUUCUAGGUGACUCCUCUCAAAAGUUUUUUUCUUCAUUACCUUGUGGUGGACUUGGGGUGGACAGUGACACCAUUUGGAAUGAGCUGCACUCGUCCGGUGCUGCACGCAUGGCUGUUGGCUGUGUCAUCGAGCUGGCUUCCAAAGUGGCCUCAGGAGAGCUGAAGAAUGGGUUUGCUGUUGUGAGGCCCCCAGGGCAUCACGCUGAAGAAUCCACAGCCAUGGGGUUCUGCUUUUUUAAUUCAGUUGCAAUUACCGCCAAAUACUUGAGAGACCAACUAAAUAUAAGCAAGAUAUUGAUUGUAGAUCUGGAUGUUCACCAUGGAAAUGGUACACAGCAGGCCUUUUAUGCUGACCCCAGCAUCCUGUAUAUUUCACUCCAUCGCUAUGAUGAAGGGAACUUUUUCCCUGGCAGUGGAGCCCCAAAUGAGGUUGGAACAGGCCUUGGAGAAGGAUACAAUAUAAAUAUUGCCUGGACAGGUGGCCUUGAUCCCCCCAUGGGAGAUGUUGAGUACCUUGAAGCAUUCAGGACUGUCGUGAAACCUGUGGCCCAAGAGUUUGAUCCAGAUAUGGUCCUGGUUUCUGCUGGAUUUGACGCAUUAGAAGGCCACGCCCCUCCUCUGGGAGGGUACAAAGUGACAGCUAAAUGCUUUGGUCAUUUGACGAAGCAGUUGAUGACACUGGCUGAUGGACAUGUGGUGUUGGCUCUAGAAGGAGGACAUGAUCUCACAGCCAUCUGCGAUGCCUCAGAAGCCUGUGUAAAUGCCCUUCUAGGAAAUGAGUUGGAGCCGCUCACAGACGAUGUUCUCCACCAGACUCCGAAUACGAAUGCUGUUAUUUCCUUACGGAAGAUCAUUGAAAUUCAAAGCAAGUACUGGAAGUCCGUGAGGACGGUGGCUGUGCCAAGGGGCUGUGCUCUGGCCGGGGCUCAGCUGCAAGAGGAGACAGAGACCGUUUCUGCCCUGGCCUCCCUGACAGUGGAUGUGGAACAGCCCUUUGCUAGAGAAGACGGCAGAACUGCUGGUGAGCCUAUGGAAGAGGAGCCAGCCUUGUGAAGUGCCAAGUCCCCUCCAGCCGCCCCAACCCCGAUAUUUCCUGUAUGUGACAUCAUUGUGUAUCCCCCACCCUACCCCCCCAGCACCCUCAGACAUGUCUUGUCUGCUGCCUGGGUGGCACAGAUUCAAUGGAACAUAAACACUGGGCACAAAAUUCUGAACAGCAGCUUCACUUGUUCUUUGGAUGGACUUGAAAGGGCAUUAAAGAUUCCUUAAAAGUAACCGCUGUGAUUCUAAAGUUACAGUAAACCACGAUUGGAAGAAACUGCUUCCAGCGUGCUUUUAAUAUGCUGGGUGACCCACUCCCAGCCCCAACGUAUGAACUAGAAACACCCAAUACAGCCAUUAGAUACUGUUAAUUACAGAUGCUAUGACAGCCAGCAAAAUUGGGGGCAAAACCUGAGAAAUACUCAUUCCUGACAUUCUGAUCAGUUUUUUUUAUUGGAUAAUUUUUAGUCAAACAGUCUUAAAUUGUUUACAGGAUUUGCUCUCAGCGAUGAACAGAUAGCAAUUCCCGACAGAUCACAGGGGGUUUUUUGUUUUGUUUUGUUUCGUUUUUUGGCCUUUGUUUUAACACAGGGUUCAACUCCUGCUAGUAAAAGUUCAAAAUGGAGGAACCGGGCUGAGGCUUUGUAAUAAACUAUGCUGUAUCUAUCUCAAAGUCCAAUGCCAGAGGAGCCUCACACACUGUAUACCAUGGUGCAGUAUUUUAUGUCACAUUUUUUUGAGGAAAGCUACCCUGUUUCCCUAGCACCCCUCCGUGUUCUCACACCCAGAAAAUGUGCACUGGAUUCACCCCCCCUCACACAGCCCUCGCUCUGAUGACAGUAGCUCUGAGCGUAUGUUCCACAGAGGAUUUUCAGUGUCUUUGAAAAGUGCAUUAACUUUUCAAAGGCGAUCUUAAUUUGCUCCAAAUCUAUCAAGAACUUAUUCUCUUACUUCUAUUUUUCUGCCUUCCAUCACUUCCUUUCUUCUUGCUUUUCAUCCUUCCUUCCUACUUGGAAAAAAAAAAGGAUUAUCCAUAAUCUCCCCAAUUACUCAGGAGCUUUGAGUAUUUCUUUACUUUCCAGGUUAACACAGUUGCUUGGUCUGAUGUGCUCUUUUAGUUGUGAAACCAUUGAGGUGAAUAUGACUUACACAAUGUCACUGAAUUUUUAGAUCUUUGAAAUGUGUUAAUGAAGGCAUUGCCUAUUUGAAGUCAUCCUGAAUUGAGUUAACCUUGAAGUUGUGCCUUCAUGUGAAAAAAGCAACAAGAAUUUAACCUCUACACAUGUUGCCUUAGGGUCAAAGGCUAAAAAUAAAGGACAUUUCUGAGAUUAAAAGCAACUUACUAAAUAUAAGUAGGUUAUCCCCCCACCUCCCAAAAUUCUAUUUCAGUGCAUAACUCAAACACCUAAAGACACUGGUGCAGAAUACCUCGCAGUAUUUAAUAUCUGACAAUGCUUUCAAAGAGUCGAUGUUUCUUUUCAUAUAUUUUCCUAACUCAAAGGAUAUAUUAAAGCCAUAAGAGAAGAUUGUCAUGCUUUUAUUCAGAAAUCUGAAAGAAACCUUAAUUAAAACAAGGUUUUAGGGAAGGCCAUGAUAUGAAAGAUACGGAACAAUAUGGUUUUAGUUAAAGAGGACUCUAACCUGUAAAUCAAAGAUGAAAGAUUUCACUCAAGUAGAAUUAUAUAACUCCCUUUUGUUAUACAGUCAGACCAUAUUUUUCAUGCAUUUGGUUUUUUUAGGAUUACCAUUUUAAUUUUAAAGACUUUUAUUACAUACACAAAAAUGGCUCAAUACUUGGUUUAACAUCUUAGAAAUCUGAGACACCCUUUGAAAUAGCAAAUCUAAAAUGGAAUGUAACUCAGUAUUAGUUAAAAAUUACUUUCAUUGCAUAAGAGUAAGGUCAAUCUAGAUUCACAAUAGUAAUGAAUUUUUUUCAUGAUACUUUUAGAGAAAUUCAUGCCAAUCAUAUUUGCUAACUCUUGCUGUUUUUACUGUAAUUGCUUGAGACUUACUUAAAACCAAAGGCUUAAAAAAAAAGACACCCCCCUUAAAAAGGAAAGUUAUACCAUAUUGUAAUUGGAAACAGAAUUGUGACUUUUGAAAAUCAACUUCAUAAUUACAAAUCUCUAUUAUUACUCUUAGUCCUCCCAGAUAUUUUUUAGAUUUUGAAUAAGAAAAUGAAACAAUAUAAUGCAAAGAUACUAAUUUACUGGUUUCCUACAGUAAUUUUGCUGCAUACUUAUGCACAGCUAUCAGUUUGAUAAAGCCAAGUCACCAGGACAUCUCCAUGGUUAUUUAGAUUUAAAACAUGACGCAUUAAUGAGUUAAUCACACAUCCUUCCAUGUGAUACAGUACCCAGUUGGUCACAGAGUUUUCAGGAUACACAGAGAAGGAGAUAAACUAUGGAAAAGGAUUAAUCACAGCUGAAUGUAGUUUUAAGAACAGAAUGCCAGUGCUUUUUGAUUAUACUGUUACAAGAUGUAUGGUAGCCCUCAGGGACAGAAUGGAGGCUUUUGGAGAAUAUCAGCACUUCUGAGAUACAGCGGUGCUUUUUGAAAGGGUAGUUUCACUUGGUAUAGUUUUCUUCACUUAUACAUUUAGUUUUUAUUGCUCACAAUAGUUUGCAGUAAGAGACUAUUAGAAACACUCCUCUGUAAGCAUUAUCAACAAUUUAUCUCUUCCUGAUACAUGCUUUGAAGGAUAAUCACACUGGCUUUCUCACAAUCUCUUAAUAACUUAUUAAUUAUGAAUAAAAAAUAAAGGUUUUUAAGAAAUCUAUCAGUAAACAAUGCUAGGAGUUCAAUUUAAUAAGAUUUGAUAAUAGGUGCAAAAAGAAAAUUUUCUUAUUUAUAUAGUAUAAUCUAGCAUUGUAUAUUAAAUUGAAAAGCAGACAGUUUUAUUAAAUAAGUAAAAUGGACCUCAAAUGUUAAUAGAAGCUAUUUAGUCACUGCUUAGUAAAUGAGAAUAUUUUGAGAUGAAAUAUUUUUAAAUAUUUUAACAAACUUACAACAUCAGUAGUGGAGACAGAGUCAGCUUUUGAAGAAAACAGAGAUACUUAUGAAAAACUACUAUAAAUCACAUUUUCAUCACAAAUCCUACGAACUGAAAUCAUGCCUUCAGUUUUGACGGUGACCUUUUUCAAACUCUCACCCACCUCUCACUGACAACAUGGUGGAUUUGAAAGCAGGACAUCUCCUCACAGGAAGAUCUCAGAAACUGCAGGGUUCAACAAUUCAGGACUGUUUUAUUUCCAAAGGUCAUUCCUAAAGAUUUUUUAAUUUACUGGGUUUCUUUACAGGCUCCAUAUGGAAGUAAAAUAGAAUGACCAUGUGGAAGUUCUCUUGGGAGAAAAUUUCUCUUCAGUCAGCACUCUUAUACUUAUUUUUUAAACUUAGCAUUGUUUACGACAAUGUAUUUAAAUAUUUUUUACUAUUUAUCUUUUGAAAGUUUACUCAAUUUGUCUCAAUGAAAGUAUUAAAUGCCUAAUAGACAAAACAAACAAACCAAAGGUUUCUGUCUUAAAAGUGAUUCAUUCUGAGCUUGAAAUAAUCACUCUGUCAAGAGUUUGCAUCGUCAUUUCUAGCAGCAUCUAAACAUUCUUUUCCUGCUUGAGAAAUGAAAUCACUUGACUUACUGAGAAAAUU